Lactuca saligna is the source of this 3164-nucleotide messenger RNA. The record is from the annotation of a GenBank genome assembly. NCBI's taxonomy places the organism in Eukaryota, Viridiplantae, Streptophyta, Magnoliopsida, Asterales, Asteraceae.
AUGGCUUCAUACAUGAAUCACUUCAGCUUGUUGCAAGCCAUCUCCCUUUUAUACGUUUUGUUCACACUCACCUGCACAGGAUCAUCACCUAGCCAUGAUGAGGAAUGCUCAGCCUUGUUUCAGUUUAAGCAAAGCUUAAUUCAUCAAGAUGAUGCGCUUUGCAAUGCUAGUUGGUUUCAAACCUUCCAGUCUUGGAAGCCAACUAGCAAUGCAUCAGAUGCUGGUUUUGAUUGUUGUUCGUGGUAUGGGGUUGAGUGCAGAAAUUACCAUGAAAAUGGUCAUGUGAUCGGCCUUGACUUGAGUGAAUGCUCUCUUUGCGGGCAUAUCAAUUCUACCAGCACCCUCUUCAGCCUUGUUCAUCUUCAAAGCCUAAACCUUGCCAUGAACAACUUUGUUGAAUCUCAAAUCCCAUCUGAGAUUGCUCAUCUAAAGCAAUUAAGAACCCUCAAUCUCUCUUAUUCUGGGUUUACUGGCCAAAUCCCAAACGAAAUCUCACACUUGAUGCAUCUGUCUUCCUUAGAUCUGUCGAUGAAUCUACUAAAGCUUCAAACUCCUAGUGGCUUCGAGAAUCUACUGCAAAACUUAACAGGACUCGAAGAACUCGAUCUCUCAUGGGUUGACAUUAGUUCUUCCGUACCUCAUUUCUUAGCCAACUUUUCUUCUUUGAGGUCAAUCGGGCUGUAUAAUUGUUUGCUUCAGAAUGAAUUCCCGAAAGCCAUACUUGAGAUGCCAAAGUUAGAAAUACUUGAUGUGGCAUCAAAUACCAACCUCAUUGGUUCCAUUCCUGAAUUUCAUAACAGCAGCUUGCUUAAAUUGGGCCUUUCGGAUUGCUCUUUCUCAGGUACCAUUCCAGGUUCGCUUUCUAACUUGACGCAACUCAAUUUCUUGAGUCUUGCUGGCAAUAAGUUCACAGGCUUUGUUCCUUCAUUGGCAAGUCUUUUAAAACUCAAUGUUUUGAAUCUUGGUGGUAACAAAUUCAAAAAGGGACGCUUGCCCAAUUGGCUUGCCAAGCUAACAAAACUUAAUGAACUGCAUCUAACUGGUAUGAACAUAAAAGGUGAAAUCCCACCCUCUCUUGCAAACCUAACCGAGCUUGGUGUGGUCACGAUGGGAAGAAAUUUCCUUACUGGUCAAAUACCAUCAUCAUUUUUCAACCUCACAAAACUAACAUAUAUACAACUUCAAGAAAAUCAAUUGCAAGGACCAAUUUCAAGCUCAUUUUCCAAAUUCAAAAGUCUUCAAUUUGUUAGCCUAUUCUCGAAUAAUCUCGAAGGGAGGGUAGACAUAGACAUGUUCCUACACCUCAACAAACUUGAUACUCUCAGGUUAGGUGAUAACAGGAUAUCAUUACUUUCUGCCAACAAUUACACCAAUAACACAUUACCACAACUAAUUGAAUUCAACCUCGAAUCAUGCAACUUGAAGGAAUUUCCUUCCUUUUUGCGCUUCCAAGAUAAAUUGAUAGACUUACGUCUCAAUGACAACAAAAUUGAUGGCCUGGUACCGGUGUGGAUUUGGAAUAACAGCAAAGAAACAUUACAGAAGAUUGACCUUUCAUACAACUCCAUCACUGGCUUUCAUCAGCAUCCUCGUUUUCUCCCAUGGAGAUCUUUACAACUAUUUUUCAUCAGUCAUAAUCAGGUGCAAGGACGGCUACCAAUUCCACCACAAACUACAAUCGCUUAUGCAGCCGAAAAUAACAAUCUGACCGGAGAAAUACCACCAAUGAUAUGUGAAAUGAAAUCUCUACAAAUGUUUGAUUUGUUUUCUAACAACCUAAGUGGAACACUUCCUCUGUGUUUUGGUAGCUUAAGCAAUUCGUUGUCGUUUUUGGAUCUGAGCAGAAACAACUUUCAUGGCAAAAUUAUGAAUUCAUUUAUGCACGGAUGCAUGUUGAAAAGUUUUGAUGUGAGUGAAAAUAGAUUUACGGGUCAGCUCCCAAGAUCAUUGACAAAUUGUACCAAUUUAAAGGUUCUCUCUCUUGGAGCUAACUCUUUUGAUGAUGUAUUUCCUUUUUGGAUGGGAACUCUUCCGGAGUUGCAAGUUCUUGAUUUGCGGUCCAACAAACUUUAUGGUCCAAUUCAAGGUUCCACAGCUGUUUCCACACACUUCUCUAAGUUACGGAUCAUAGACCUCUCUAACAAUGGUUUUAGUGGUCAAUUGGACCAAAAGUACUUCCAGACUUGGAAUGCAAUGAAAUUUGUUGGCAAAUCAUCUGUUAUGGAAGUCAAUGACAAAUCAUCUGGUUUCAUUUGGGAUUAUACAAUAAGAGUAAUUCACAAAGCUGUCAAUACACAGUACGAACAUAUCUUAACCAUAGAUAUGGCUAUUGAUCUCUCUUGUAACCAUUUUGAAGGAGAAAUCCCACUAUCAAUCCAAGAUCUUCAAGGGCUUCAAUCACUCAAUCUUUCCAACAAUCAUUUUACAGGACACGUUCUGCCCUCACUAGAAUCUCUAAAGAAUGUCGAAGCUUUGGAUCUCUCCCACAAUAAAUUAUCUGGAGAAAUUCCUCAACAGUUGGUGCAACUCAACUUCCUUUCAAUUUUCAAUGUGUCAUUCAACAAUCUUGAGGGGCGCAUACCCCAGGGAAAGCAGUUCAAUACAUUCGACAAGAGCUCCUACACGGGGAAUUCUCGAUUGUGUGGACAUCCUUUAUCCGAGGAAUGUCAAAUUUCAAAGGCUUCAAGACUUCCACCACCAACCAAUUUGUCCGAAUCUCUCUUCCCAAGCGAAAGAAUUGAUUGGAUCAUUAUAUUCUGUGGAGUUGGAAGUGGGCUGGUUGUUGGGAUUUUUAUUGGAAACUUUCUAUAUGGAAGAUAUAGUGAUCAGUCCACAAAGAGGAAGGACAGAUGGGUAAGGCAACUUCGUAACACAAGGAGAAACAAAGGAGUAUCAUAACUUCAAGUUCGAAGGACAAGGAUAAGAUGUAUAAGGUCAAGGGAUUUGAGUCUAAUUAUUGUUAAGUAUGUGGAUUUGCUCUGAGUUAGGAUUUUAGUUUGUUUACUGUUAAGUAUGUGUAUUUCAAUUAUAUUUCUUUGAGUUAGACUUUUGUUGUAAGAUUUUUUAUAUACCUUAGACUUGUGUUGCCUAUGUGUAUCCUUGAUACAUAAAAGGCAUACUUGUUUUAAAAUGUGAUAUACUAACUUGGACUAUAUUCUCGACGA